UUUAAGUGUACGAACAGCUUUUCUCUGUCCCACUGCCAUCAACAGCUCCUGCAAAUCAAAGACUAAGAAUUGUAUUGUAUCUGUGUAUUAUCUGUACAGGCUGAAGUGGUGUUGGUUACACAUGGUCACUGGAGUUCUAACAUAUAAACCAAUGACACAUCAAGCUGAAUUUUGGAUUUUGUUUUGAGGUGAAUAGUGCCUGCACAAAAAACGAAAUUGAGGAACAUGCUGGAUAGUUUUGUGCAGAACAUUUCAUUCACCCAGUUUAAACUGAAUGGCUUUUAUGUUUUGGGAGAAUGGAGGCCUUUCCUGUUCAUUCCCUAUUUGCUGAUGUUUAUAUUGGCUAUUGUAGCAAAUUCUGUGCUGCUGUAUGUAAUAAUAGCUAACAGGGCUCUGCAUUCUCCCAUGUUUGUACUGACUGGUCUCAUAUCAGUUGUGGACUUAAGUGGACCCGUUCUUUUUUUACCUCAGAUGUUGUUUAGUUUCUUAUUUGACUGGAAUGAGAUUUCUCUUCUGGGUUGUUUAAUACAAAUGUUUUGUAUUCAUUAUUCUGAAACAUUUCAGUCUACAAUAUUGCUGAGUAUGGCACUGGAUCGUUACUUUGCUAUAUGCAGACCUUUGGAGUAUCAUAAGCAAAUGCAAGUAUCAAACUUUUUAAAAUACAUGAUAGUGCCAUUAAUCAGAAAUGCUGUCUUAGUUAUAUCAAUGAUCGUUCUGGCUGCAAAACGGUCUUACUGUUCAACAAAUGUUAUAGAUCACUGUUUUUGUGAGCAUAUGGCAUUGGUUAACUUGGCAUGUGGAGACAUUUCUAUGAACAACUUGGUUGGACUUUUGACUGCUUAUCUUGUACCAGCUGUAGAUUUAGUUUUCAUUACUGUGUCUUACAUUAUAAUAUUCACCUCUGUACUAAAAUCUGGCAAGGCUCAUUAUAAAGCUUUGAAUACGUGUAUUACUCAUAUAAUUGUCAUCAUAUGUACCAUAACGUUUGCCUUAAUGGCCUUCAUGUCCUACAGAAUAAGAAAUGGUUUCUCUCCCAGCAGCCGUGUCUUUCUUAGUACUAUGUAUAUACUGUUUCCGAGUUGCUGCAACCCAAUCAUUUAUGGACUGAGAACAAAAGAAAUAAGACACCAUAUUAUUAAAUUAUUUAAACAGCUAAAAAUUAUUCCCUUGUAAUUAUGCUGGGUUGUAGCACUGUGAUUGGAAAUAUUAUGUUCACAUGGCCAAUCUAAACUUCUAAAAUCUUCUAUUUGGGUUUUUUAUAAAAUAUAAGUCAUUAAAGCCUUAGCUACUGCUGAGCAACGUG
This is a messenger RNA of Astyanax mexicanus (Mexican tetra), 1303 nucleotides long. Its product is annotated as olfactory receptor 52K1-like. Gene Ontology annotation, biological process: G protein-coupled receptor signaling pathway. Gene Ontology annotation, molecular function: G protein-coupled receptor activity; olfactory receptor activity. Lineage: Eukaryota; Metazoa; Chordata; Actinopteri; Characiformes; Acestrorhamphidae. Bases 226 to 1173 code for a protein of 315 amino acids. The record is from RefSeq and is a predicted model, not a curated record. Gene Ontology annotation, cellular component: membrane. The transcript has a single exon.